Tuber aestivum (summer truffle) is the source of this 2683-nucleotide messenger RNA. The record is from the annotation of a GenBank genome assembly. NCBI's taxonomy places the organism in Eukaryota, Fungi, Ascomycota, Pezizomycetes, Pezizales, Tuberaceae.
GUCCCAGCCGUGCUCACCGUACCGUAGAGGUUAGGGGUGUGGCAAAGCGCAGAAGGUGGGUGACGGGGACUUGGUACUGGUACAGUGGUACCGUAUCUUCUGGGCCGGUGUCGUCAACUUGUGGCUUGAUGGUGCCAGACGUUUUGCGGGACCGAGGUGGAAGGCACAGGUACCGGUACAGUGCUGCAUUCUACUGCCAUCAGGGCCCUGGGGCGGAGGGAGAGAGUGACAGCAAAGUCGAAUGACGUGACAGGACAAUGAUGGCACGUGCAGCUUUGAAAUGGAGGCCUUCCUCCGCUAUCUAUGAUAUGAUAUGAACAGUAUUUGUAAGAUAGUGUCAGCCAGAGUUUCUCCCGGCUCCGUCCCACAAGAACAAAGCAUAUAACACACGAAUACCGGCAGUUUGCCCGUAACAUACCGUAGAUGCUCCCUCCUCCCCCCUUCUUCCUCCCUACUCGAGUAUUAGUACUAUAAGGUAGCGGUACAUCGCCAUCCCUCACAUUUUCCGUUAAGGCCACCGCAGAGGGCAAACGGUUGAAGACUUGCACAAUACAUCCGGUGACAUUCCCCGGGCCUCUGGGACGAACCGACGGGCGAAGCAGGCAUCGGGGAUAGAAUAUCACUUCUCUACCGCCGUAGACAAGUAGCCGAGGAAUAAACCUUAUCGCCCGAACUGAAGGGACGGGCCCGAAAGGAAAAAUCGAGUGGUUCGGGCCAAGAAGUCCAGGAGGUGCCUCGACGCGCGAUACAGUUGAAGCCGCACCGGCACGUUUAACGACCAGAGGAUGACGAUUCUAAGCUUUACAUCGCCGGACAAACAAGUCGUGGAACUCGCUCACGCCCUAUCUCGUUUACUAGGUUGGACCUACUUUUUGUGUUGGGGAAUCUCUUCAUAUCCUCAGCUCUUCAUCAACUAUUCGCGAAAAUCGGUAACUGGCCUCGCUUUCGAUUUCUUCACCGUGAACAUCUUGGGCUUCGGCUGCUACACCAUCUCCUCCGUCCUAUUUCUGUUCUCCCCUGUGGUGCGAGACGAAUAUGCGAGGCGCCAUCCUCGGUCUCCCGAACCCACGGUUCGAUGGAACGAUCUGGCGUUUGCGGUUUGUUGAAUCUCGAUUCCUUUCCUGGUAAAAAUAACAAUAAUGUGUCACUAACGGCGGUGGUGGUAAACACAGACUCAUGCAACCUUGCUCAGUCUCGUAACUUGGUCACAAUUCUUUUUUGGGGGAUAUAAGCGAGACCCCACACAAAUAUUGUCCCGCACGAUGCUAGCGCUGAUAGCCGUUUGUGUUGCUUCGAUCCUGAUUUCCACUGUUCUUGCCCUGAGUGGCAUAGUAGGUUUUGAAUGGAUUGAUGUUGUGAGUUCACUCCAAAAUUGAAUUGUGACAUUUGACUAGUCAUUGAUACUCGUUUUGCAUGAUCCGCCACCUGCAGGCCUAUACUCUACAAUUCGUCAAAUUAUUCAUCUCGAUAGUGAAGUACAUUCCCCAAGCAUGGCUUAAUUAUAAACGGGAAGCAACCACUGGUUGGUCAAUUCACAACAUUUUACUUGAUAUUUCGGGGGGUGUCUUAUCGCUGGCCCAAUUAGUUUUGGAUUCUAGCCUUCAGAGUAAGUGGAUUAUCCAGCAUUCCUAAAAAAAAAAAGCCCCGUGGGUAGACAAUCAUCUAAAGCACUCCAGACGACUGGUCUGGUCUAGCGGGUAAUCCCUUAAAAUUAUUCCUUUCGCAAAUUUCCAUAUUCUUCGACAUUAUAUUCCUUAUUCAACACUACGUAUUAUAUCGCUCCUCUAGUGAACCUUCUGCCUGCUCACGCCUCUCUCCGGAAGGGGAAGCCGAAGUAGGCUAUGGAACACUUGAGCCCCCUGAAGUUCCAGGAGUAGGUAGCGAUAAACAAUUGCACUCUUCUUCUCGCCGUCACUCCUUCAAUGAGGAAGAACGGAGGUCAUUCCGAAGAUUUAGAGACGGCUCGGAGGCGGAGGAGGCGCUGAACAAGUCGAGACUAAGGGGAAGGGAAAAGAGGGGCUGUGGGGCUGGGGGCGGGAGGAGUGGCGGAGAUGAGAGGAGGGUCUUGUUAAGCACCAGCUUCAGUGAAACUAUUACUACCGGUAGUGUAGACGGUACGGGGGUGACAGGUGCAUGAGAGGGUAGAUAUAGAUUUAUCUUAACCAGGAAGGCACGGGCGCGUAGAUGGGAUUAGACGGGAGCCAUUUCAUGGAGGUUUGUUAUUCCGGUCGGAAUAACAGGACAAUUUUAUGUGUAUUUGAGCUGGUUUCGCGGAUGGAUGUUAUUUUGUAGUUGAGAUCGGGUUCUACCGUAGAAUUACGGAAAUAAGGCGCAUCCCGAAAAAGGCGCACCUGGCAACAGCUAGUAGUAUAAGAUAGUGAACUAUGCAGAUUGUUUCCCAUAUCAUAACAGUGGGAAAAAAAGCUGCAGAUGUAUUAUAAACAAUGCAAUAUGAGGUUAUUGAACUCAGGUUCGCUGGUCUCCAAUUUUGCAUCAAAAGUCAAAUCCUAGUAAUCUCGUUGGCCUGGAACCCCGUUUGACCCACAUCCAGAGUCUUUUCGCAAAGUCCCGGUAAGAGGACCAACUAGGAGCAUGGGCAGAGGUAGGAUCUCGUGUGAAAUGAACAACAGCUGAGUAGUGUUCAUGAAUCCAGUAAAGCAUAAGUGCGGUAUUGGUAUAGGCC